UACCUUUAACUGUUUAGACUCGACCCACAAAAAAGAAGCAGCUGUUACCAGCAAAGUUUAGGUUAAAGUUUUUCGCCGGCUAGUAAUAAAAUACAUUUAAACAGAUUUACUAACUUUGUAUACAUUGGAAGUGUUCUAGGGAAUGAUGGCAGAGAAAUCUAUGAGUAACUGACGAGGAUCAAGAGUAAUGAACAUGCUUGCCAGUUAACACCAAAGCAGUAUCUGAGGGCCUGUAGCUAUGGGCACACAGUUCACAAUCGAUGACGCAUUCGUCCUGGAGGGGGAGGAGGAUAGUGUGGUGCCUGGAGAGGAUGUGGGGGACUGGAAGGGGAGAGAGAAGGAUGGCGGGGGAGAAAUGACGUUUGGACCUCUUUCUUUUGCAAAAACACAAACGUCUGGACCCACCGGCACUCCUGAACAUAGUAAUCUGAAAUAUCAGAACCUGGAAAAUGAAGAUGCCUUACAUGGCACUGUGAACUCUUCUUUCAAUAACUUCUUCAAAAUCAGUGAUCCUGCUACUCUGUCCUACUGCAGCUCUCAGUGGUCAUUCAGCACACUCAGCUCAGUCACACAGCUGUCUGCUCACUGCUGCGGGUGGACGUCUCACCCACUGGUGAAGAAGAACAGACGAGUCGUUCUUGCCUCAUUCCUCCUCUUAAUCACUGGAGUUGCUUUGAUCUUUACAGGCAUUGUCAUACAGUUAAACCCUCUCGCAGGCGUUUCAAGUGCAAUUUUCUUUGUUCCUGGAUUUCUUCUCUUCAUUCCUGGUGUCUAUCACGUGAUCUAUAUAAGCUGUGCAGUUCGGGGACGAAGAGGAUUCAAGUUCUUUUAUUUGCCGUACUUUGAGAAGUAAACCGUUUUUCUUCGCAUCAUCCAGACAGGUGGUCUGGAUAGCCCACCAUUUCAAACCCCUCUAAAAUGAAGUAAGGGGAUGACCUACUUUUACAAGCUCACUUACUAGUGGUUUUCUAAACCAUUUCUUCUUCGUUUUGGUAAAAGCCAGUCUGUACACAGGUCUAAGUAUAACCUCUACAGAUAAAAAAAGAAUGUGAUUUAGGAGUGUCAAGUGCAAAAAUAUACAAUCAUCCUUCAAAAGAAUGCACUGACUGUAAUACAUUUUUUUUAGUUACUAAAACAUACUCACUCCAAGGGCAUUCAAGAUGGAGAUGGCUUUUUUUAUUAUUCGGAAGAGAUCUGGAGAAAUCACAUCACUUGAUCACCAAUGGAUCCUGUUUUAUGAAUAGUCCAGUCUAUUGAUGAAUGUCUUGUAAAGAGAAAAUCUGCUUGUUACACAAAUCCAUCAUUGAGGUUUUUUAACUUCAAACCGCCGCUUUUGGCAAUAAUUCAUAAUAAUGCUUCUUUGGUGUAAACGUCCAUCCCCUGUUGUCCUCUCACAUCAAAAUCCACUGUGACAUGCGUUUAGAAUUGCACAUUUCUCUCCCAUUCAGUUUUCAACUAUUGUAUCCAGUUAAAAUAUGUGUCAUCUAUCCAUAAUAUUGCUUUCUUCAGUGAAGAUGUCUCAUCUGAAUCAGGAGAGAAAUAUGUGCAGGUCAAGCACUGUUUAAAAAACGAAGGGUAACAGGGGAUGGACUUUUUACUGAGAAAGCGCUAUUGAAGAUACAAAAUUAUCUACAGCUUGGAUUGCUUGAGGGGGGGGAAACUUUUUUGUUUUGUUUUCAUUUUUGGGUGAACUAUUCUUUUAAAACAUCCACUUAUACAGAAUUUGAAGUUACAUCUGAUGUUUUAGAUUAGCUGUUAUUAUAAGUUCUUAAUUCAGUGAAACAUACUUGGCAUUGAGCAGGGUGUAUUAUAAUAAACUUGUUAUAGGUGCACAAAGUUUUGUCAGGGAGCUUAGCAGAAUUAAUGACAUGAAAUUGCACACCUCUAGCCUUGUAUAAUUACAAACGAAAUCAUAGACAAAUGACAUGAAGAAUGAAAAUCUCAAUAGGAGAUAACCAAGAAUGCAAUUCAUCGUUUAGGAGAUUGCAUGCACACAUACAGUCUUGAUUUGUAAAGCAUUUUGUCUUAUCCAUCUAUUGUAAAUUUAAUUAAAGUUAAGAUGCAGCAACAAGUGAUUUGCUUCUCUACUGCACAUUCAUCUUUUUAAACUACUACCACUACUAACACUUUGAACCACUGUUUUAAUGUACAUCAUACAAAAACAAAUGAGUAUUGAAAAGAUUUUGUAUUGUGUAAUUCUUUUAAUCAAUAUGACACUACAAUAAACCUGUUUUUAUAUUUGCUUUUA
Molecule: messenger RNA, 2248 nt
Organism: Carassius auratus (goldfish)
Lineage: Eukaryota; Metazoa; Chordata; Actinopteri; Cypriniformes; Cyprinidae
Product: transmembrane protein 134-like
Exons: 8
Coding region: 239-853 (204 amino acids)
Source: RefSeq, a predicted model, not a curated record